AUGUGCAUAACUGCUCACUUUAUUGACAAUGAUUGGAAGUUGCAUAAGAGAAUCAUUAGUUUUUGUCCCAUUUCAAGUCAUAAAGGUGAAGCACUAGGUAGAGCAAUUGAGACUUGCUUGCUAGAGUGGGGGUUAGAUAAAGUGUUCACUAUUACAGUUGAUAAUGCUAGUUCUAAUGAUGUGGCCAUAUCUUAUUUGAAAAAGAAGCUUGCUAAUUGGGGCGUUAGUGUUGCUAACUCUACUUACUUGCAUAUGAGAUGUAUGGCACAUAUCAUCAAUUUAGUUGUCCAGGAUGGCUUAAAAGAUGUGAAUGAUUCAGUGAUGAAAGUACGAGAUGCAGUAAGAUAUAUCAGGAGUUCUCCAGCUAGGUUGAAGAGAUUUAAGGAGUGUGUGCUUCAUGAAAAAAUUGAAAGAAAAUCUUCAUUAUGUUUAGAUGUGCCAACUAGAUGGAAUUCAACGUAUCUGAUGUUGAAUACAACUCAAAAAUAUGAAAGGGCAUUUGAGAGGUACGAGUCACAAGAUCCCAUGUUUAAGAUUGAUAUGGGAGAGAAUGGCAUACCUGACUAUUAUGAUUGGACACAAGUUAGGAAGAUGGCAGAUAUAUUGGCUCAUUUUUAUGAGCUCACUUUGCGUAUCUCGGGCUCUAGGUAUGUCACAUCAAACCUAUUUUUCAGUGAGGUUAGUGACUUAGCCUUUAUUUUAAACCAAUGGAUUAAUAGCAAUGAUCUUCAUAUGAAAUCUAUGGGGGAAAGAAUGAGGGUUAAAUUUGACAAGUAUUGGGGAGAUGUGCACAAAAUGAAUAAAAUUAUCUAUUUUGCUGUUGUUCUUGACCACCCUCGUGAUAAAUUUGAGUUUAUGGAGUAUUCUUUCUCCCAAAUGUAUGGUAAGGAGAAAGGUGUAGAGCUAUUCAAUAAGCAUCACUACAAGAAGCAGAAGUUGGAGGAAUCUGGUGGGUUUGAUUCAAAAACAGAGUUAGAAGUGUAUCUAAGUGAGGCAAUUCAAGAGGAAAAGGAGGACUUUGAUGUCAUGAAAUAG
Messenger RNA from Manihot esculenta (cassava), 1035 nucleotides. RefSeq names its product zinc finger BED domain-containing protein RICESLEEPER 2-like. The coding region runs from base 1 to 1035 and encodes 344 amino acids. The transcript is spliced from 2 exons. Gene Ontology annotation, molecular function: DNA binding. NCBI's taxonomy places the organism in Eukaryota, Viridiplantae, Streptophyta, Magnoliopsida, Malpighiales, Euphorbiaceae. The record is from RefSeq and is a predicted model, not a curated record.